This is a messenger RNA of Panicum hallii, 1171 nucleotides long. RefSeq lists its product as uncharacterized. Bases 23 to 511 code for a protein of 162 amino acids. The transcript is spliced from 3 exons. NCBI's taxonomy places the organism in Eukaryota, Viridiplantae, Streptophyta, Magnoliopsida, Poales, Poaceae. The record is from RefSeq and is a predicted model, not a curated record.
CGCAUAGCACCAAACUCACCCAAUGCAUAUGUUAAUGGCAUGCUGCAUCUUGUAUGAGGGAAAGGAUCAGUUAGUUUCAGUUGAUGUGGAAGGGAACAUACAGAAGAUCAUCCCUCCACCAGUUCAGGCGGGCGAGGACUGGCCGUUGUCUGAUUAUGUUGGGCAAUCCCAAGGGCGCUUGCACUACAUAUAUCUUCAACAAGAAAUGUUUGAUCUUGGUUGUAAAGAAGGGAGGAGAAAUGAAUUAAUCUGGGUUCUUGAGGACUAUGAUACAAAACAAUGGGUCCUGAAGGACACUCACUGUAACAGAAAGCUGAUAUCAUAUCACAUGGACAGCAAGGAAGUGAGUCAUCUCUGCACUCUUGGACAUGGCUAUCGGUGCAUCACUCGAUUAAGAGCCUCUUUGGCAGGGCUUCAAAACCGGCUCCAGCUCCAGCUCCACGCGAAGCCCUGCCAAACGGGGUGCGGGGAGGCGGCUCCACCGGAGGAGCCCCCAAAAUACGCUCUCUAGAGCCUAGGGAUGGAGGCGGAGCCAGAAAAUGUGGCUCCACACGGCUCCGCGCGCUGUUGGACCUCCUUGUCCUCGCGAGGGGCAGCGAGGCGCGGGUGAAGGCUGGCGACGCAAGCAGAAAGGCGCGGGCUGAGGCCACUGCCGCCGGGAGGAGGAGGCGCGGGCGGAGGCCGCCGCUGGUGGGAGGAGGAGGAGGCGCGGGCGUUGGCGAAGGAGGUGCACGGGAGGAGGAAAUGGAUGAGAGAGAAUGGAAGGAAAGAAAAUAAAAAAGAAAAGAAUGGAAGAGAAAAUAAAAAAUAGCUAAGGGCAUAUUGGACAUUUGACCUCUUUAAUCCUUAAUGAAAAUAGGGUGAAGCUGUUUUGCCAAAUAUUUUUCAAAACGACUUCUUUUCUGCCAGAGAAGCUGCUCCACCAGAGGAGGCGGAGCCCUACCAAAUGGUCCCUAAUCUCAAGAACAUCUAAAAAAAGCUUCGUGUCCAGUACGAUACUUGAGAACUUUCAAUGCUGAAAUAAAUGGUUUAUUUACUGCAUAUGACUUGAAGUCAGGAACUGUGCUGCUUUAUUGGCAUUAAGUCGCAUCCUGUUCCUGUGAUUUAACUGAAUUGCACGCAUGUUCCCGGUGUAACCAAUGCUACUCCGUACAAUUUCUGAAAUGAUUUA